Messenger RNA from Dovyalis caffra, 1377 nucleotides. NCBI's taxonomy places the organism in Eukaryota, Viridiplantae, Streptophyta, Magnoliopsida, Malpighiales, Salicaceae. The record is from the annotation of a GenBank genome assembly.
AUGGCGGAGGUUAAAAAGGAGGAGAAAUCAAGCAGCACCACCAGCAGCACCAACAGUAAUGAAGAGAGCGUAAAACUAUUUGUAGGUCAAGUGCCAAAGCAUGUGACAGAAGCUCAGCUUCUGACAAUGUUCAAAGAGUUCGCUUUGGUAGACGAAGUCAACAUCAUUAAAGACAAGACUACUCGCGCUUCCAGAGGUUGUUGUUUUCUAAUAUGUCCUUCCAGACAAGAAGCUGAUAAGGCAGUUAAUGCUUGUCAUAAUAAGAAAACAUUGCCCGGGGCAUCUAGUCCAUUGCAAGUGAAGUAUGCAGAUGGCGAGUUGGAAAGGCUAGUUAAUUUACCAUGUCACAUUAUGAUUCUUUUUUGUUGUCCUUGCAAUCCAGAACACAAACUCUUUGUCGGUAUGCUUCCGAAAAAUGUUUCUGAAGCUGAAGUAUCUGAUUUAUUCUCUAAAUAUGGAACUAUAAAGGACUUACAAAUACUAAGAGGUUCUCAACAAACAAGCAAAGGCUGUGCUUUUUUGAAGUAUGAGACAAAAGAACAAGCCCUUGCUGCCCUGGAGGACAUCAAUGGAAAGCAUAAAAUGGAGGGUUCAAGUGUUCCUUUGGUUGUCAAAUGGGCGGAUACAGAAAAGGAAAGGCAGGCACGGAGGGCUCAGAAAGCACAAUCUCAAGCUAUGCCCAAUACUGAUUCACAACAUCCGUCAUUAUUUGGUGCCUUGCCAAUGGGAUAUGCUCCCCCUUAUAAUGGAUAUGGAUACCAGGCUCCUGGAGCUUAUGGACUUAUGCCCUACCGCCUGCCACCUAUGCAGAAUCAGCCUGCAUUUCAUAGUAUGGUUCCUCCAGUAAAUCAAGGAAAUGUAUUGCGUGGUGGAAUCAGACCUGACCUUUCACCCAAUAUUUCACCCAGAACUUAUGCUCCUGCUAGCUACAUGGGCUCUGCUUAUCCUACGUUGCCAGGUCUUCAGUAUCCAAUGACAUAUCCUGGAGCAAUGAUGAGUCAUCGGCCUUUGAGUAGUUCACCUGGUACAUUAUCACCCACAGUUGCGAGCGGGAAUUCUGCAACAUCUUCGGGUGUCAGUGGAAGUUCCGGGGGUCAAGUAGAAGGUCCUCCUGGUGCUAAUUUAUUUAUAUAUCACAUACCUCAAGAAUUCGGCGAUCAAGAGCUUGCCAAUGCUUUUCAAGCAUUUGGCAAGGUCUUAAGUGCCAAGGUCUUUGUUGAUAAAGCAACUGGUGUUAGCAAAUGUUUUGGAUUUGUUAGUUAUGACUCACCGGCAGCUGCUCAAAAUGCUAUUACCAUGAUGAAUGGAUGCCAAUUAGGUGGUAAGAAAUUGAAGGUUCAGCUUAAGAGAGACAAUAAACAGGGCAAACCUUAUUGA